AUGCCAUAUUUCGCUGUAAAGGGUAAAGGUAAUAGCUUCGUCGAUGAGUCUCAGGGGUUAGCUCCCGUCCCAUCAGCGUAUCGUUCUGAUAAAUGUGAUAUGAUGCACGCCAUUCUGGAUCUAAACCAACGUACUUGUAGUACUCAUCAACCCAGACCAAGCACACGGGCUGUCAGGGUUCCAUCAUGGUUCCACAGAACAUCCCACGAGGCUGUGGAAUAUAAUAUAACGGUAACAGCCGCGACAAGCACGGUAUCUGGGAGUUUCCGAAGCCUAGGGGCCCACCCUAUUCUGAUCCUCAGGCAAUAUGAUGCGCUGCAGGGGCAUAUACUAUAUGACAGAGGAUCUGGCCAACUCACCAGCAUGCAGGCAUGUUACAGCAGAGCCCGGAGACAUCCCACUUCCCCAAUCGACAACCACCACACGGCUCACAACGAAGAGAAAGGCGAUAUCACUCUACCCAUAGAUGACAUAUUCAAUUACCAGAAUACGCUAUACUUGCAUCCUCUAACCCUAGUCCUCAUUGGAGUCGCUAGGCAUUAUGGCGAGAAUUCGGGGCAGGUUUUCUUGCGGAGACAGUUCCAUAGGGCACGCAAAGAAAGGAAAUGGGAUGAUGGAGAGAAGAGCAGAAAGAUGGGAUGGAUGUGGGAGGAAGUUGAAUUGGUGUCUUGGCGGAAUGGAAUGGAAGGAUUCAGGGGUGAAUCUGCCAAGUCAAUGUAUGCACUAGCGAGAUGGAUCAUUAGGCUUCAUCGUUUCAUGGCUCGGCAUCUAUAUUAG
Molecule: messenger RNA, 777 nt
Organism: Aspergillus niger
Lineage: Eukaryota; Fungi; Ascomycota; Eurotiomycetes; Eurotiales; Aspergillaceae
Exons: 7
Coding region: 1-777 (258 amino acids)
Source: RefSeq, a predicted model, not a curated record